Messenger RNA from Stylophora pistillata, 894 nucleotides. RefSeq lists its product as uncharacterized. The record is from RefSeq and is a predicted model, not a curated record. NCBI's taxonomy places the organism in Eukaryota, Metazoa, Cnidaria, Anthozoa, Scleractinia, Pocilloporidae.
AUGGCAUCAGCCUAUACAACAGCUUUUCCUUCUACGAAGGAAACAACUAACUAUGCUCGUCUGUGUCGCCUUCUGGUGGAUGUUGGAUCCCAGGCUUUGAGAGACACUUUUGAUGCCAUACAUCCUCCAGUAGGACUUCAUACAGUUUUGGGGCGUCACCCAGAGGAUGUAACACUACAGUCUCUGAGGAAGAAGAGAAUCCUGAAUCCUACACAAUGGGGGAAGCUGUAUCCAACUAUACCAUCAUCUGUUUCAUCAAAAAACUUUGAUGUAACGUUAUUGAUGGUGCUUCUGAGGAAUAUCUGUGGAUUGGUUCCUCCCAGCACUGGAUGGGACAGACUUCCUUCACCAACAGAUAUGAGUAAGGCAGCCAACAUAGCCAGGCUGAAAUACUACCGUAAUACUGUGUACGCCCAUGCCACCGAAGCCUCUGUAGAUGAUGCAACAUUCAACAGCUACUGGCAGGAUAUCAGCAAUGCCAUAUUAGGACUAGUAGGAGCAGGUUAUGGAGCUGCUAUAAGUAAGCUUAAGAAUGAGUGCAUAGAUCCUGAGACAGAAGAACACUACAGGCAGCUGCUAAAGCAGUGGAAACAAGAUGAGGACAAUAUCAAAGAAACGAUCAGAGAGAUUGAAGACAAUUUAGAUCAGAUGAAAAGUAAAGUGGAAGACAUUGGGGACAAACUGGAGACAUUGAUGGCACGACAAGAAGAAACAAAGGAACAAGAGCAAACCAGACAAGAGUUGCAACAGAUGAAAAGUGAGGUAAAAAACAUUAAUGAAAAGUUGGACACCCAAAUGAGAGAUGGCACGAACAAUGGAGGUAAACAACACAGCAAGGCUGGAGCGCAUUAUAGCUGCAUAAGAAUUAUAAUACUGUCGUGGACAAAUGCCUAG